GGCAUAAUAAAUGGAGUAAAGUUAAGCAUAUAAAAGUUGCAAAAGAUGGAGAACGUAGUAUGUUAUUUGCUAGAAUAUCAAAAGAGAUUCAACUUUCAGUAAAAGAGGGAGGUACUUCAGAUCCGAGUCUUAAUGUAAGAUUAGCAGCAGCUCUUGCACAAGCAAAGAAAGUCGGUUUACCCAAAGAUACAAUGGAAAAUGCAAUUAAAAGGGGAUUAGGACAAGGAAAAGAUCAAAAUAAUAUUGAAAGUUUAAAAUAUGAAGCAUACGGACCUGGAGGAGCAUUGACGGAUAAUAAGAAUAGAACAUCUAAAGAGAUUAAAAGUCAUUUCAAUAAAGCUGGAGGAUCAAUGUCAAGUGUUUCAUGGAUGUUUGAUAAAAAAGGGUCAAUUCAAUUUCAUUCAGGCAACAAUAAAGAAAAAGACACAAUUGAUAAAAUGAUGGAUAAUGUUAUAGAAAUUGAAGGAAUUGAAGAUAUAAAAGAAAUAACAUGUGAACCUUUGAAUGUCAACAAAAUUACUAAAGAAAUAAAAGAGAAAUAUGAUUAUGAAGUAAUAAGUAUUAGGAAUAGUGGAUAUAUUCCAAAGACAAAAGUUAGUGUUAAUGAAGAAUUGAUGGAAGUAAUUAAUAAAUUGGAGGAUGGACUGAAUGAAGUUGAAGAUGUA
Entrophospora candida is the source of this 665-nucleotide messenger RNA. Lineage: Eukaryota; Fungi; Glomeromycota; Glomeromycetes; Entrophosporales; Entrophosporaceae. The record is from the annotation of a GenBank genome assembly.